AUGCCCCAGGGCAAAGAAAGGAUGCCCCAGGGCAAAGAAAGGAUGCCCCAGGGCAAAGAAAGGAUGCCCCAGGGCAAAGAAAGGAUGCCCCAGGGCAAAGAAAGGAUGCCCCAGGGCAAAGAAAGGAUGCCCCAGGGCAAAGAAAGGAUGCCCCAGGGCAAAGAAAGGAUGCCCCAGGGCAAAGAAAGGAUGCCCCAGGGCAAAGAAAGGAUGCCCCAGGGCAAAGAAAGGAUGCCCCAGGGCAAAGAAAGGAUGCCCCAGGGCAAAGAAAGGAUGCCCCAGGGCAAAGAAAGGAUGCCCCAGGGCAAAGAAAGGAUGCCCCAGGGCAAAGAAAGGAUGCCCCAGGGCAAAGAAAGGAUGCCCCAGGGCAAAGAAAGGAUGCCCCAGGGCAAAGAAAGGAUGCCCCAGGGCAAAGAAAGGAUGCCCCAGGGCAAAGAAAGGAUGCCCCAGGGCAAAGAAAGGAUGCCCCAGGGCAAAGAAAGGAUGCCCCAGGGCAAAGAAAGGAUGCCCCAGGGCAAAGAAAGGAUGCCCCAGGGCAAAGAAAGGAUGCCCCAGGGCAAAGAAAGGAUGCCCCAGGGCAAAGAAAGGAUGCCCCAGGGCAAAGAAAGGAUGCCCCAGGGCAAAGAAAGGAUGCCCCAGGGCAAAGAAAGGAUGCCCCAGGGCAAAGAAAGGAUGCCCCAGGGCAAAGAAAGGAUGCCCCAGGGCAAAGAAAGGAUGCCCCAGGGCAAAGAAAGGAUGCCCCAGGGCAAAGAAAGGAUGCCCCAGGGCAAAGAAAGGAUGCCCCAGGGCAAAGAAAGGAUGCCCCAGGGCAAAGAAAGGAUGCCCCAGGGCAAAGAAAGGAUGCCCCAGGGCAAAGAAAGGAUGCCCCAGGGCAAAGAAAGGAUGCCCCAGGGCAAAGAAAGGAUGCCCCAGGGCAAAGAAAGGAUGCCCCAGGGCAAAGAAAGGAUGCCCCAGGGCAAAGAAAGGAUGCCCCAGGGCAAAGAAAGGAUGCCCCAGGGCAAAGAAAGGAUGCCCCAGGGCAAAGAAAGGAUGCCCCAGGGCAAAGAAAGGAUGCCCCAGGGCAAAGAAAGGAUGCCCCAGGGCAAAGAAAGGAUGCCCCAGGGCAAAGAAAGGAUGCCCCAGGGCAAAGAAAGGAUGCCCCAGGGCAAAGAAAGGAUGCCCCAGGGCAAAGAAAGGAUGCCCCAGGGCAAAGAAAGGAUGCCCCAGGGCAAAGAAAGGAUGCCCCAGGGCAAAGAAAGGAUGCCCCAGGGCAAAGAAAGGAUGCCCCAGGGCAAAGAAAGGAUGCCCCAGGGCAAAGAAAGGAUGCCCCAGGGCAAAGAAAGGAUGCCCCAGGGCAAAGAAAGGAUGCCCCAGGGCAAAGAAAGGAUGCCCCAGGGCAAAGAAAGGAUGCCCCAGGGCAAAGAAAGGAUGCCCCAGGGCAAAGAAAGGAUGCCCCAGGGCAAAGAAAGGAUGCCCCAGGGCAAAGAAAGGAUGCCCCAGGGCAAAGAAAGGAUGCCCCAGGGCAAAGAAAGGAUGCCCCAGGGCAAAGAAAGGAUGCCCCAGGGCAAAGAAAGGAUGCCCCAGGGCAAAGAAAGGAUGCCCCAGGGCAAAGAAAGGAUGCCCCAGGGCAAAGAAAGGAUGCCCCAGGGCAAAGAAAGGAUGCCCCAGGGCAAAGAAAGGAUGCCCCAGGGCAAAGAAAGGAUGCCCCAGGGCAAAGAAAGGAUGCCCCAGGGCAAAGAAAGGAUGCCCCAGGGCAAAGAAAGGAUGCCCCAGGGCAAAGAAAGGAUGCCCCAGGGCAAAGAAAGGAUGCCCCAGGGCAAAGAAAGGAUGCCCCAGGGCAAAGAAAGGAUGCCCCAGGGCAAAGAAAGGAUGCCCCAGGGCAAAGAAAGGAUGCCCCAGGGCAAAGAAAGGAUGCCCCAGGGCAAAGAAAGGAUGCCCCAGGGCAAAGAAAGGAUGCCCCAGGGCAAAGAAAGGAUGCCCCAGGGCAAAGAAAGGAUGCCCCAGGGCAAAGAAAGGAUGCCCCAGGGCAAAGAAAGGAUGCCCCAGGGCAAAGAAAGGAUGCCCCAGGGCAAAGAAAGGAUGCCCCAGGGCAAAGAAAGGAUGCCCCAGGGCAAAGAAAGGAUGCCCCAGGGCAAAGAAAGGAUGCCCCAGGGCAAAGAAAGGAUGCCCCAGGGCAAAGAAAGGAUGCCCCAGGGCAAAGAAAGGAUGCCCCAGGGCAAAGAAAGGAUGCCCCAGGGCAAAGAAAGGAUGCCCCAGGGCAAAGAAAGGAUGCCCCAGGGCAAAGAAAGGAUGCCCCAGGGCAAAGAAAGGAUGCCCCAGGGCAAAGAAAGGAUGCCCCAGGGCAAAGAAAGGAUGCCCCAGGGCAAAGAAAGGAUGCCCCAGGGCAAAGAAAGGAUGCCCCAGGGCAAAGAAAGGAUGCCCCAGGGCAAAGAAAGGAUGCCCCAGGGCAAAGAAAGGAUGCCCCAGGGCAAAGAAAGGAUGCCCCAGGGCAAAGAAAGGAUGCCCCAGGGCAAAGAAAGGAUGCCCCAGGGCAAAGAAAGGAUGCCCCAGGGCAAAGAAAGGAUGCCCCAGGGCAAAGAAAGGAUGCCCCAGGGCAAAGAAAGGAUGCCCCAGGGCAAAGAAAGGAUGCCCCAGGGCAAAGAAAGGAUGCCCCAGGGCAAAGAAAGGAUGCCCCAGGGCAAAGAAAGGAUGCCCCAGGGCAAAGAAAGGAUGCCCCAGGGCAAAGAAAGGAUGCCCCAGGGCAAAGAAAGGAUGCCCCAGGGCAAAGAAAGGAUGCCCCAGGGCAAAGAAAGGAUGCCCCAGGGCAAAGAAAGGAUGCCCCAGGGCAAAGAAAGGAUGCCCCAGGGCAAAGAAAGGAUGCCCCAGGGCAAAGAAAGGAUGCCCCAGGGCAAAGAAAGGAUGCCCCAGGGCAAAGAAAGGAUGCCCCAGGGCAAAGAAAGGAUGCCCCAGGGCAAAGAAAGGAUGCCCCAGGGCAAAGAAAGGAUGCCCCAGGGCAAAGAAAGGAUGCCCCAGGGCAAAGAAAGGAUGCCCCAGGGCAAAGAAAGGAUGCCCCAGGGCAAAGAAAGGAUGCCCCAGGGCAAAGAAAGGAUGCCCCAGGGCAAAGAAAGGAUGCCCCAGGGCAAAGAAAGGAUGCCCCAGGGCAAAGAAAGGAUGCCCCAGGGCAAAGAAAGGAUGCCCCAGGGCAAAGAAAGGAUGCCCCAGGGCAAAGAAAGGAUGCCCCAGGGCAAAGAAAGGAUGCCCCAGGGCAAAGAAAGGAUGCCCCAGGGCAAAGAAAGGAUGCCCCAGGGCAAAGAAAGGAUGCCCCAGGGCAAAGAAAGGAUGCCCCAGGGCAAAGAAAGGAUGCCCCAGGGCAAAGAAAGGAUGCCCCAGGGCAAAGAAAGGAUGCCCCAGGGCAAAGAAAGGAUGCCCCAGGGCAAAGAAAGGAUGCCCCAGGGCAAAGAAAGGAUGCCCCAGGGCAAAGAAAGGAUGCCCCAGGGCAAAGAAAGGAUGCCCCAGGGCAAAGAAAGGAUGCCCCAGGGCAAAGAAAGGAUGCCCCAGGGCAAAGAAAGGAUGCCCCAGGGCAAAGAAAGGAUGCCCCAGGGCAAAGAAAGGAUGCCCCAGGGCAAAGAAAGGAUGCCCCAGGGCAAAGAAAGGAUGCCCCAGGGCAAAGAAAGGAUGCCCCAGGGCAAAGAAAGGAUGCCCCAGGGCAAAGAAAGGAUGCCCCAGGGCAAAGAAAGGAUGCCCCAGGGCAAAGAAAGGAUGCCCCAGGGCAAAGAAAGGAUGCCCCAGGGCAAAGAAAGGAUGCCCCAGGGCAAAGAAAGGAUGCCCCAGGGCAAAGAAAGGAUGCCCCAGGGCAAAGAAAGGAUGCCCCAGGGCAAAGAAAGGAUGCCCCAGGGCAAAGAAAGGAUGCCCCAGGGCAAAGAAAGGAUGCCCCAGGGCAAAGAAAGGAUGCCCCAGGGCAAAGAAAGGAUGCCCCAGGGCAAAGAAAGGAUGCCCCAGGGCAAAGAAAGGAUGCCCCAGGGCAAAGAAAGGAUGCCCCAGGGCAAAGAAAGGAUGCCCCAGGGCAAAGAAAGGAUGCCCCAGGGCAAAGAAAGGAUGCCCCAGGGCAAAGAAAGGAUGCCCCAGGGCAAAGAAAGGAUGCCCCAGGGCAAAGAAAGGAUGCCCCAGGGCAAAGAAAGGAUGCCCCAGGGCAAAGAAAGGAUGCCCCAGGGCAAAGAAAGGAUGCCCCAGGGCAAAGAAAGGAUGCCCCAGGGCAAAGAAAGGAUGCCCCAGGGCAAAGAAAGGAUGCCCCAGGGCAAAGAAAGGAUGCCCCAGGGCAAAGAAAGGAUGCCCCAGGGCAAAGAAAGGAUGCCCCAGGGCAAAGAAAGGAUGCCCCAGGGCAAAGAAAGGAUGCCCCAGGGCAAAGAAAGGAUGCCCCAGGGCAAAGAAAGGAUGCCCCAGGGCAAAGAAAGGAUGCCCCAGGGCAAAGAAAGGAUGCCCCAGGGCAAAGAAAGGAUGCCCCAGGGCAAAGAAAGGAUGCCCCAGGGCAAAGAAAGGAUGCCCCAGGGCAAAGAAAGGAUGCCCCAGGGCAAAGAAAGGAUGCCCCAGGGCAAAGAAAGGAUGCCCCAGGGCAAAGAAAGGAUGCCCCAGGGCAAAGAAAGGAUGCCCCAGGGCAAAGAAAGGAUGCCCCAGGGCAAAGAAAGGAUGCCCCAGGGCAAAGAAAGGAUGCCCCAGGGCAAAGAAAGGAUGCCCCAGGGCAAAGAAAGGAUGCCCCAGGGCAAAGAAAGGAUGCCCCAGGGCAAAGAAAGGAUGCCCCAGGGCAAAGAAAGGAUGCCCCAGGGCAAAGAAAGGAUGCCCCAGGGCAAAGAAAGGAUGCCCCAGGGCAAAGAAAGGAUGCCCCAGGGCAAAGAAAGGAUGCCCCAGGGCAAAGAAAGGAUGCCCCAGGGCAAAGAAAGGAUGCCCCAGGGCAAAGAAAGGAUGCCCCAGGGCAAAGAAAGGAUGCCCCAGGGCAAAGAAAGGAUGCCCCAGGGCAAAGAAAGGAUGCCCCAGGGCAAAGAAAGGAUGCCCCAGGGCAAAGAAAGGAUGCCCCAGGGCAAAGAAAGGAUGCCCCAGGGCAAAGAAAGGAUGCCCCAGGGCAAAGAAAGGAUGCCCCAGGGCAAAGAAAGGAUGCCCCAGGGCAAAGAAAGGAUGCCCCAGGGCAAAGAAAGGAUGCCCCAGGGCAAAGAAAGGAUGCCCCAGGGCAAAGAAAGGAUGCCCCAGGGCAAAGAAAGGAUGCCCCAGGGCAAAGAAAGGAUGCCCCAGGGCAAAGAAAGGAUGCCCCAGGGCAAAGAAAGGAUGCCCCAGGGCAAAGAAAGGAUGCCCCAGGGCAAAGAAAGGAUGCCCCAGGGCAAAGAAAGGAUGCCCCAGGGCAAAGAAAGGAUGCCCCAGGGCAAAGAAAGGAUGCCCCAGGGCAAAGAAAGGAUGCCCCAGGGCAAAGAAAGGAUGCCCCAGGGCAAAGAAAGGAUGCCCCAGGGCAAAGAAAGGAUGCCCCAGGGCAAAGAAAGGAUGCCCCAGGGCAAAGAAAGGAUGCCCCAGGGCAAAGAAAGGAUGCCCCAGGGCAAAGAAAGGAUGCCCCAGGGCAAAGAAAGGAUGCCCCAGGGCAAAGAAAGGAUGCCCCAGGGCAAAGAAAGGAUGCCCCAGGGCAAAGAAAGGAUGCCCCAGGGCAAAGAAAGGAUGCCCCAGGGCAAAGAAAGGAUGCCCCAGGGCAAAGAAAGGAUGCCCCAGGGCAAAGAAAGGAUGCCCCAGGGCAAAGAAAGGAUGCCCCAGGGCAAAGAAAGGAUGCCCCAGGGCAAAGAAAGGAUGCCCCAGGGCAAAGAAAGGAUGCCCCAGGGCAAAGAAAGGAUGCCCCAGGGCAAAGAAAGGAUGCCCCAGGGCAAAGAAAGGAUGCCCCAGGGCAAAGAAAGGAUGCCCCAGGGCAAAGAAAGGAUGCCCCAGGGCAAAGAAAGGAUGCCCCAGGGCAAAGAAAGGAUGCCCCAGGGCAAAGAAAGGAUGCCCCAGGGCAAAGAAAGGAUGCCCCAGGGCAAAGAAAGGAUGCCCCAGGGCAAAGAAAGGAUGCCCCAGGGCAAAGAAAGGAUGCCCCAGGGCAAAGAAAGGAUGCCCCAGGGCAAAGAAAGGAUGCCCCAGGGCAAAGAAAGGAUGCCCCAGGGCAAAGAAAGGAUGCCCCAGGGCAAAGAAAGGAUGCCCCAGGGCAAAGAAAGGAUGCCCCAGGGCAAAGAAAGGAUGCCCCAGGGCAAAGAAAGGAUGCCCCAGGGCAAAGAAAGGAUGCCCCAGGGCAAAGAAAGGAUGCCCCAGGGCAAAGAAAGGAUGCCCCAGGGCAAAGAAAGGAUGCCCCAGGGCAAAGAAAGGAUGCCCCAGGGCAAAGAAAGGAUGCCCCAGGGCAAAGAAAGGAUGCCCCAGGGCAAAGAAAGGAUGCCCCAGGGCAAAGAAAGGAUGCCCCAGGGCAAAGAAAGGAUGCCCCAGGGCAAAGAAAGGAUGCCCCAGGGCAAAGAAAGGAUGCCCCAGGGCAAAGAAAGGAUGCCCCAGGGCAAAGAAAGGAUGCCCCAGGGCAAAGAAAGGAUGCCCCAGGGCAAAGAAAGGAUGCCCCAGGGCAAAGAAAGGAUGCCCCAGGGCAAAGAAAGGAUGCCCCAGGGCAAAGAAAGGAUGCCCCAGGGCAAAGAAAGGAUGCCCCAGGGCAAAGAAAGGAUGCCCCAGGGCAAAGAAAGGAUGCCCCAGGGCAAAGAAAGGAUGCCCCAGGGCAAAGAAAGGAUGCCCCAGGGCAAAGAAAGGAUGCCCCAGGGCAAAGAAAGGAUGCCCCAGGGCAAAGAAAGGAUGCCCCAGGGCAAAGAAAGGAUGCCCCAGGGCAAAGAAAGGAUGCCCCAGGGCAAAGAAAGGAUGCCCCAGGGCAAAGAAAGGAUGCCCCAGGGCAAAGAAAGGAUGCCCCAGGGCAAAGAAAGGAUGCCCCAGGGCAAAGAAAGGAUGCCCCAGGGCAAAGAAAGGAUGCCCCAGGGCAAAGAAAGGAUGCCCCAGGGCAAAGAAAGGAUGCCCCAGGGCAAAGAAAGGAUGCCCCAGGGCAAAGAAAGGAUGCCCCAGGGCAAAGAAAGGAUGCCCCAGGGCAAAGAAAGGAUGCCCCAGGGCAAAGAAAGGAUGCCCCAGGGCAAAGAAAGGAUGCCCCAGGGCAAAGAAAGGAUGCCCCAGGGCAAAGAAAGGAUGCCCCAGGGCAAAGAAAGGAUGCCCCAGGGCAAAGAAAGGAUGCCCCAGGGCAAAGAAAGGAUGCCCCAGGGCAAAGAAAGGAUGCCCCAGGGCAAAGAAAGGAUGCCCCAGGGCAAAGAAAGGAUGCCCCAGGGCAAAGAAAGGAUGCCCCAGGGCAAAGAAAGGAUGCCCCAGGGCAAAGAAAGGAUGCCCCAGGGCAAAGAAAGGAUGCCCCAGGGCAAAGAAAGGAUGCCCCAGGGCAAAGAAAGGAUGCCCCAGGGCAAAGAAAGGAUGCCCCAGGGCAAAGAAAGGAUGCCCCAGGGCAAAGAAAGGAUGCCCCAGGGCAAAGAAAGGAUGCCCCAGGGCAAAGAAAGGAUGCCCCAGGGCAAAGAAAGGAUGCCCCAGGGCAAAGAAAGGAUGCCCCAGGGCAAAGAAAGGAUGCCCCAGGGCAAAGAAAGGAUGCCCCAGGGCAAAGAAAGGAUGCCCCAGGGCAAAGAAAGGAUGCCCCAGGGCAAAGAAAGGAUGCCCCAGGGCAAAGAAAGGAUGCCCCAGGGCAAAGAAAGGAUGCCCCAGGGCAAAGAAAGGAUGCCCCAGGGCAAAGAAAGGAUGCCCCAGGGCAAAGAAAGGAUGCCCCAGGGCAAAGAAAGGAUGCCCCAGGGCAAAGAAAGGAUGCCCCAGGGCAAAGAAAGGAUGCCCCAGGGCAAAGAAAGGAUGCCCCAGGGCAAAGAAAGGAUGCCCCAGGGCAAAGAAAGGAUGCCCCAGGGCAAAGAAAGGAUGCCCCAGGGCAAAGAAAGGAUGCCCCAGGGCAAAGAAAGGAUGCCCCAGGGCAAAGAAAGGAUGCCCCAGGGCAAAGAAAGGAUGCCCCAGGGCAAAGAAAGGAUGCCCCAGGGCAAAGAAAGGAUGCCCCAGGGCAAAGAAAGGAUGCCCCAGGGCAAAGAAAGGAUGCCCCAGGGCAAAGAAAGGAUGCCCCAGGGCAAAGAAAGGAUGCCCNUGAUUGAUUGA
Molecule: messenger RNA, 8145 nt
Organism: Aspergillus calidoustus
Lineage: Eukaryota; Fungi; Ascomycota; Eurotiomycetes; Eurotiales; Aspergillaceae
Source: the annotation of a GenBank genome assembly